CUAGGUCGUGGUCUCAUUGUUGCUCCCGAGGCUUCAGCAUUCAUGAUGAACUUACUUCAGAUUGUGCGUGACCACUGGGUACAUAUACUUGUCCCUGUGGGAUUUGUCGUUGGAUGUUACCUAGACGGAAAGAACGAUGAAAAGCUAAUUGCCUUCCGGAAUAAGAGUCUGUUAUAUAAAAGGGACUCAAGACCCAGUGAAGAAGUCACCUGGAAGUAAAGGCUGCUGCUGAAUUACAGAAUGGUCACAGUUUUUAAAUUAUAAGAGAAAUAAAA
Molecule: messenger RNA, 275 nt
Organism: Kogia breviceps (pygmy sperm whale)
Lineage: Eukaryota; Metazoa; Chordata; Mammalia; Artiodactyla; Physeteridae
Source: RefSeq, a predicted model, not a curated record